Molecule: messenger RNA, 1030 nt
Organism: Arabidopsis arenosa
Lineage: Eukaryota; Viridiplantae; Streptophyta; Magnoliopsida; Brassicales; Brassicaceae
Source: the annotation of a GenBank genome assembly
ACACAAUCGUCUCUUUUGUGUAAUCAUCGGAGAAUCACAAAAAUGGGAACCCUAGGACGAGCAAUUUACACUGUGGGUAACUGGAUUCGUGGAACUGGUCAAGCUCUUGAUCGCGUUGGUUCUCUUCUUCAAGGAAGCCACCGCAUCGAGGAACAUCUGUCGAGGCAUCGGACGUUGAUGAAUGUGUUUGAUAAAUCUCCAUUGGUUGAUAAAGAUGUGUUUGUUGCUCCGAGUGCUUCUGUUAUUGGUGAUGUUCAGAUCGGAAAAGGCUCCUCCAUUUGGUAUGGUUGUGUUCUUCGAGGUGAUGUGAAUAACAUCAGUGUUGGAUCCGGGACGAAUAUCCAAGACAAUACGCUUGUACAUGUUGCGAAAACCAACAUAAGUGGCAAGGUUCUACCUACUUUAAUUGGGGACAAUGUAACAGUAGGUCAUAGUGCUGUCAUUCAUGGGUGUACUGUUGAGGAUGAGGCUUUUGUUGGAAUGGGAGCUACACUACUUGAUGGUGUGGUGGUUGAGAAACAUGCCAUGGUUGCUGCUGGUUCCCUUGUGAAACAGAACACGCGAAUCCCUUCUGGAGAGGUGUGGGGAGGAAAUCCAGCAAAGUUCAUGAGAAAGUUAACAGAUGAAGAGAUAGUAUACAUCUCACAGUCAGCAAAGAACUACAUCAAUCUUGCACAGAUUCACGCCUCAGAGAAUUCAAAGUCAUUUGAUCAGAUCGAGGUUGAGAGAGCGCUCAGGAAGAAGUAUGCACGCAAGGACGAGGAUUACGAUUCAAUGCUUGGAAUUACCCGUGAAACCCCACCCGAGUUGAUUCUUCCCGACAAUGUCUUACCAGGUGGUAAACCCGUCGCCAAGGUUCCAAGUACUCAGUACUUCUAAUUCCAGUAUCAGGUUGUUUUUGUGUGUUGAAAUCAUUUCAAGACAGGAUUGAUUCUCUGGAAGGUCAAGAGAGAGAUUAUUUUGGUUUUCACUUUUCUUCCGAGCAAGCAGGAGAUUUAUCAUCCUUGCUCAAUAAUGUACCGUUGCAUUA